GGGUCAAAGUUCCUCCGCCUCCUCCCCCACCCCCACCCGCUGCGCUCUCUUUCGAGAAAGCAGUCAAUCAUCGGAACAAUCACAUGCAGCCGAAAACCCUUAACCAUUUUGCCGUGCUAUAUAUUCCUCUAUUCCAUUUGGAAAGCGAGGAAGUCAUGCGGUGUUGGUGGUGAUGGACAUGAAGCGCAUGAGGAGGCCGCAGCAACCGACGACCGCCCCCGAUCCGGAGAGCGAGGGAGCCCUCCGGGCCUCCCCCACGCCGCCUCGCCUCCUGCGCCCGUGGCCCGCAUUCCUCCUGCUCGCCUCCCUGUUGGUCGUCGGCGCGGUCCUCUCCAGGGCCCAACGGAGCCUCUCGAUCGACAGCUUUCGCGCCGCUGCCAGGGCGGGUAGCGUCGGAGCGGCAUCAGGAGGUUUAGAGAAUGAGUCAUUUCCAUCCUCUCGUGGUCCAAAGGAUAAGCUUCUUCAUGGCUUGCUUGCUGCUGGGUUUGAUGAACAAUCCUGCCUAAGCAGGUACCACUCUGCAUUGUACUGGAAAGAAUCACCUCAUUUACCAUCUCCUUACUUGUUGGAAAAACUGAGAAAUUAUGAAGCUCUCCAUAAGAAAUGUGGUCCAAACACUGAAUUGUACAAGAAAUCUGUAGAACAGUUGAAAUCUGGUCGUGGCACCCAAUCAACAGAGUGCAACUAUGUCGUAUGGGUAUCAUACAGUGGCUUAGGGAACAGGAUGUUAUCAAUUGCUUCAGCAUUUCUAUAUGCUCUCCUAACAAACAAGGUCUUGUUGAUCGACCGUGGUUCUGACAUGGAUGACCUCUUUUGUGAGCCAUUUCCUGAAAGCUCAUGGCUUCUACCUCUGGAUUUCCCCAUCACUAAGUUUGGGACCUUUGACAUUAAGACACCUGAGAGUUAUGGAAACAUGUUAAAAAAUAAGGUUAUUAGCUACGGUGUUGAUGGUACUUCACCACAGUCUCUACCUGCUUACAUUUAUCUCCAUCUAUCCCACGAUUAUGGUGACCGUGAUAAGAAUUUCUUCUGUGAAGAUGAUCAGAAGUUCCUUCAAAAUGUUCCUUGGUUGUUGUUGAGGUCAAACAACUACUUUGUGCCGUCUCUCUUUCUGAUCCCAGCAUAUGAACAAGAACUAAGGCAGCUCUUCCCAGAGGCCGAUACUGUCUUCCAUCAUUUGGGACGCUAUCUUUUCCAUCCUACCAAUACCGUGUGGGGUUUGAUUACUAGAUAUUACCAAUCUUAUCUUGCGAAGGCAGAUGAAAGAGUGGGCAUACAGAUCAGAGUCUUUGAAACAGAUACUGGUCCCUUUCAGUAUGUGCUAGAUCAAAUUCUUGCAUGUUCUCAGAAGGAGAAGGUUCUUCCUGAUGUCAGUGGUCAAGAAACUGUGGUUUCGACUCCAAAUGUCAAAUCAAAAGCUGUGCUUCUGACUUCUUUGAACAAUGGGUACUUUGAGAAGAUCAGGAACAUGUACUGGGAGCAACCUACAGCCACCGGUGAAAUCAUUAGUGUCCAUCAACCAAGCCAUGAAGGAUACCAGAAGACGGAGAAGCAAAUGCACAACAUGAAAGCAUUGGCAGAGAUGUACCUCUUGAGCUUCACUGAUGUAUUGGUUACAAGUGCAUGGUCUACAUUUGGUUAUGUUGCCCAAGGUCUUGGUGGUUUACAGCCAUGGAUUCUGUACAAGCCCGAUAACCAGACAGCUCCAGACCCUCCUUGUCGUCGAGCCAUGUCAAUCGAACCUUGUUUUCAUGCCCCUCCCUUCUAUGACUGCAAAGCCAAGAAAGGUAUUGACACAGGAGCCCUGGUCCCACAUGUGAGACACUGUGAAGACAUGAGUUGGGGCCUUAAGCUAGUUAAUCAGGCUUAAGCGGUAGCCCUUACACUUGGAUUAGACAUUCAUCUUUGCAGUGGCACACUAUGGUGACUGGUGACUCCUGUUUUUUCUUUUUCAAAUAUAACCUAUCCUUGCAUGGUUUAGAAGACCUUGGCAAGAUGAAAUGCUCAUAGUGUAGAGAGUUUCUUGAGGUACUUCCACUAUCACUGAAGUAGGAAUGAUGUUAAUUCUGUUGCAUCUUGUAAGUAUCAGUUCUAUCAAUGUCAUAACCAUAUCAAUGUUGACUGUUUGA
This is a messenger RNA of Musa acuminata subsp. malaccensis (wild Malaysian banana), 2129 nucleotides long. RefSeq names its product galactoside 2-alpha-L-fucosyltransferase-like. Gene Ontology annotation, biological process: cell wall biogenesis; xyloglucan biosynthetic process. NCBI's taxonomy places the organism in Eukaryota, Viridiplantae, Streptophyta, Magnoliopsida, Zingiberales, Musaceae. The record is from RefSeq and is a predicted model, not a curated record. Gene Ontology annotation, molecular function: galactoside 2-alpha-L-fucosyltransferase activity. Gene Ontology annotation, cellular component: membrane; Golgi apparatus.